CAAACAUUGACACAAACACUGAAAGAACAAAACAACAAAACAGAAAAGAGAAAAAGAAUCAUGGGUGGUGCGAUUCCAGAAAACCUAAACAGAGAACAGUAUGUGUACCUAGCAAAACUCGCAGAACAAGCUGAACGCUACGAGGAGAUGGUCUCCUUCAUGCAGAAGCUUGUAGUGGGGUCCACACCAUCAUCAGAGCUUAGCGUCGAAGAGAGGAACCUCAUAUCCGUCGCUUACAAGAACGUGAUCGGAUCGCUACGUGCUGCGUGGAGAAUCGUUUCUUCGAUUGAACAGAAGGAAGAAGGUAGAAAGAAUGAAGAUCAUGUUGUGCUUGUGAAGGAUUACAGAUCCAAAGUUGAAUCAGAGUUGACGAAUGUUUGUGGUAGUAUUCUGGAGUUGUUGGAUUCGAAUCUUAUACCUUCAGCUUCUUCGAGUGAAAGUAAGGUUUUUUAUUAUAAGAUGAAAGGUGAUUAUCAUAGGUAUUUGGCUGAGUUUAAGAUUGGUGAUGAGAAAAAAUCUGCUGCUGAGGAUACUAUGUUGUCUUACAAAGCUGCACAGGAUAUUGCUGCUGCGGAUCUUCCAUCAACUCAUCCUAUAAGAUUGGGUUUGGCUCUCAAUUUCUCUGUUUUCUAUUACGAAAUUCUCAAUCAAUCUGACAAAGCUUGUGACAUGGCCAAACAGGCUUUUGAGGAAGCAAUUGCUGAACUGGACACAUUGGGAGAAGAAUCCUACAAAGACAGCACACUUAUAAUGCAACUUUUGAGAGACAACCUCACCCUUUGGACUUCUGAUGUCCAGGACCAGCUAGAUGAGCCUUGAUUAUCCCUUAUAGGUUGAUGGGUCGUAUUCUUCCUCUGAAGGAGGUGGGCUACGAAUGUCAUUUGUGCGUCAAUUAAGAAUCGCCCUAAUUUAUAAAUUGAUUGGCAAUCUGUGAUAUAGUGCCGUAUGGACCAUACUUUUUUAUGUUUGUUUUUUAUGUCUCGUGAUUUGGAUAUAUUGUCUGAAUGGGAGAUCCAAUUAAAUUAUAUCUGGUACAAUCUUCUUUUUUCGUA
Medicago truncatula (barrel medic) is the source of this 1052-nucleotide messenger RNA. RefSeq names its product 14-3-3-like protein B. Lineage: Eukaryota; Viridiplantae; Streptophyta; Magnoliopsida; Fabales; Fabaceae. The transcript has 4 exons. The coding region runs from base 61 to 819 and encodes 252 amino acids. The record is from RefSeq and is a predicted model, not a curated record.